Molecule: messenger RNA, 4196 nt
Organism: Drosophila eugracilis
Lineage: Eukaryota; Metazoa; Arthropoda; Insecta; Diptera; Drosophilidae
Product: serine/arginine repetitive matrix protein 1
Exons: 8
Coding region: 796-3456 (886 amino acids)
Cellular component (GO): extracellular region
Molecular function (GO): chitin binding
Source: RefSeq, a predicted model, not a curated record
GCUUUCGACGGAAAAGCAAACGCAAAGCCAGCCGAAUUCCCAUUUUUAUGCCAACUCCGAGUUGGCCAAUACGAUCUGCAAUUUCAGUCUGCAAGCGGUCAGCCAGGUGAACGGCAGCCAGCACAGCUGGUCUCUAAGUAAGUGGGCGUGACAAUCGGUUGUAUAUAUAUAUAUAUAUAUGUACAAGAUAUAUAUAUAAAACGGGUGUCUCUGUGCGUGAGAGAGCUGGAAAAAUUAUAUAAAAAAAAGUGCAAUGAAAUAAAUGGAAAAUUCCCAUAUAAAUAUAGCUUAGAAAAUAGCUAAAAAGUGUUUUUAAAAUAGUGGAAAAUGAUCUGGAAAAUCCUUAAAAUAAAUCAAUGAAAACUAAUCGCUUUUAGUUGGAAUUAAACAGAGAUAACCGCAAAGGCAGUUACAAAAUCAGUCAAAAACAACAAUAAAAAUUUCCACAAGUGCACUAACACAAACGCAGGCCCACAAAGAAAACUGCAGCAUUAAUACAAGUGCAAAAAAAAAAAAAAGAAAAACAUAAAUGAUUUUUGCCUUUGUGUGAUUUUGCGUGCGUUUGCUUUUGUGUUAGUGGCCACUUUUAUGGGUCUAAAUUUUUAUUGUUCAUUUAAGAAACGCAUAAAAUUUAAGCAAAAUCAGCUGGAAACAUUUUGGAAAACGUUAAGCACCAUUAGCAACGAAAAACAAAAACAAAUGCGAAAACUUUAAACCAUUUUGUGGAUUAUACAAACUAAAAUUUGGAUCGACUGAAAAGAGUUAGCAAGCAACCAGAGAACUGAAGCCUUCAAGAUGAAAAAAGCCAAAGGCUGGCUGUUAAUGACAGCAACAGUACUGCUGCUGAGCCUGUUGGCCUCCACAGAAGCUGCCCUGCCCUUUAAGAAGGUGUCCAUUGCCAAGACUCCCAUCUCCACGAGCAGCACCACCAGCACUACGACGGAAUCGACAGCUGUUGAGGAGGAGGAAGUGGAGGAGGAGCAGCCGGUUCCCAGCGGAGAUGGCGGUGAUAGUAGCAAGUCGGAUAAUGGCACUUUGUCGAAGAAUUCUAAGCUGACGGGCAUCCCGCAGAUCGAUUAUAUUUGGGAUCCCAACCUGCCCAGGGAACUGAGGGGCUACAACCUAUCGACGUAUCCCUUCCUGUCCACGGUACCGCCCAUGGAUGAGAUUCACUUCAAGUGCGAGGGUCUGCACGACGGCUUCUAUGCCUCCAUCGAGUACAAGUGUCAGAUCUACCACCACUGCGUCUAUGGCAUAAGACACGACUUUCUGUGCGCCAACUUCACGGCCUUCGACCAGCGCACCUUCAUCUGCCACUUUGCAUCCGACGUUGACUGCGAGGGAUCACAGAAAUAUUGGAACAGGAACGAUGAGCUCUAUAUGGCCACCACUACCACAUCCACGAGCACCACAACAACGCCCGCGCCACCCACUCAAGCACCUCCUCCUCGCCGUCGACCUCAGAGACCACAACGUCCGCUAAGGCGGCCCUAUAACCGCAGACCCAUAGACGACUACUACUACGAGGAUCAGGAUCAGUACGAAGACGAUUACUAUGAGGAGCGUCCCGUCAGACGACCCAAGCCAAGACCCCGUCAAAGGAAACCCCAAGUGGAACUGGACUACGAUGAUGAAUAUGAUGAAAAGCGGGCGGAAGCUAAGAAGCCUAUUAGACGAAACAGGAAUCGUUACCGCGAUGAGGAGGAGACUCAGGAGGAGGACUAUGACGAACGGCCGAGUAAAAGGUCAAGAGGUAAACCCACUGCGGGACCGUCUGGUCGAAAGGUAUCGCCCAGGAAACCAGGACGCGUGGAAGAACGCCGCAGCUUCAACGAAGAUCGUCCGCUGGGCAGGAGACGUAUUGAAAAGGAAAGGACAACGCCAUCAUCCGCUUUGGAUGACCUGGACGAAUAUGAAAAACCAUAUGGCGGUGCCGAUCAGGAAGAGGCCGCUGAAGAGCAAACGCCUCAAAAGGUUAAGACAACUCCAAAACCACUAACUGAAUUCAUAACCCCCAAGGCGGCAUCUUCUUCCGUGUAUGCUCGUCCACGGGCUCCGCCAAGGAUCGCUCGACCUGUUCCCAUCAAUGAGAAGAAAAAGUUCUCCUAUCCAGUGCAGAAGAUCACGGCCACCACACAGGCACCGUCCAACAGUGCCCAAGAGGAGGAAGAUUACCCUGAAGAGCAGGCAGACGAGGAUUACGAGCAACCUCCAGCUAGGAACACCCCUCGAAGGCGUCCGCCAGCACCUCGAGUAGAGCAGAAGCCCACGAGAACCACGUUGCGCAAACCAGUGACGGAUAAGAAGCCUGCCGAUGAGGAGUACUACGAGCCGGCGGAUCAAGAACCGUUGAGAAAACGUAAGCGUCCUUUGGCUCCCAGAUCCCGUACUCCGGCAGCCGACGUGGACUUCGAGGAUGAAGAUUAUGAGGAGAGUCCGGCACCCGUUUCCACAGCAGCUCCUUUGAGAAACCAGAGACUGAGAUCGAAGACAACCACCCGGAAGACAACAUUGGCACCGCGUCCUCGCAAGCCAAUUAUUGAGGAAGAAGAGGAGCUGGAGCACCCAGUGGAGCCGGUCGCAGAAGAAGCCCCAGCCCCCAGAACGCGAGCCAAUUCAUUGAGCGGGCGAAACGUAGGCGCUGGCAAUUCCCAGCGUCCUUCAUCGGUACGUGUGGUCAAGCGACCUUUCCUGCCCUCCAGGGGUGGCAGUCCAUAUCUGCCCCGAGGUCUACAACCGGUGGGCGUGGCAUUGAAACCACUGCCCACCACAGAUAGCACCCCCAUCGACAUGGGUUCCACCAUUUCAGGAGUGCGUCUUCUCGAGCAUGGGGCUCCAUUGCUAAGGGGAAGUCCUGAUAGUGGGGAAGAUGACGAGGUGGAGCCACCUCCAUCGCCCAGUCCACCCAGAACAACACUUCCGCCUCGCAGUGCCCUGCCCACCACACCAAAGCGAGUGGAGCCGCAGCGUCCCAAGCUAAAUCUCGACGAGCUCUACGAGAACGAUUAUGAUGUGACGCUGAACGAUGCCCUCGAUCCCACGCUCAAACCGCUCUCGCCCCAGCAUUCGCAUCCACAUUUGCAUCAGCUUCCAUAUCAGCAGCAGCAGCAGCAAUCGCAGCGCCAAUAUGCCAGCGCAUAUAAUCCAUUUGCCUAUCAGCCAGCGUAUCAAUCACCAACAUCUGCUUCAGCAUCAGCAUCCGCAUCAGCAUCCGCAUCGCAGUCGCAACCAGCGAGCUAUCAUAGUGAUUCCUAUUUCUCGUCGACAGAUAUACGCCGGCGGGCUGUUGUCCCGGCGCAAGCCGCGCGUCCACAUCGACUCGAAUACGCUGCUGCCGGAGGAGCAACCGGCGGACCGUCCAGCGGAGGAGCCAUCUCCGGGUCGGGAGUGAGCCGGAGCUACCAGCCGGCGGGCGGACGAAUUGCCCAGCAUUUCUACGACGACUUUGCCUACUGAAAAGUUCGCUUGUAAUAAGUUUCUUCAGCUGUAAAUAAGUUUCCCCAACACAAGGAGAGUUCCAAUUUGGUGCACGGCUCCAACUUCUUAAACAAAUCUGUCUCUACCUUAGUCGUUUAGCCGCAAAAACCUACUCAUAAUUCAAAAAGGUUCGGGACAUAUUUAGAAAUAUCAGAUCAAAAACAACAUAAGCGAUAUUAACUCAUAGAAUGAACAUAAAACUUUAUAUUUUAGUUAAAUACUUUAACGUUGCAAUAAUAUUUGAUUAGUAACUUCAGAGCUCUUUAGAUUGAUUCUGCAAAAAGACUUUUUAACAGACCUGCAAUCGCUUAUGGUAUUUUUGCUAUAUGAGCUCUAUGUCUUGAACCCUCUACUUAUAUUUACGUUGUAUAAUACUCAAAUGUCGUGAUAGUAGCAGCUUGCGAAUUUGUCUGCUAGUUCGUAUCUAGUAGUUUAUAAAACUAACUCCCUCCUACUCGUUUAUCUCCGCUAAAUCAGAAAUCAAAACAUAAAACAUCCAGCAGAACAGAACGAAACGGAACAGCAGCAUCGAUGUCCUUAAUGUACAUUUAAAAAGAGCGAAUACUUAAUGAGUUAAUUUAAAAUUGCAAUUUGUAUACAAAUUGUCUAUUAUAUUUAAGCUUUGUCGGGGAUCGUGUUCGUUGUGGAGAGCCCAGAUCCAAGACUUAAGUCGGAGUGCAUAACAAUCAAAACAAAAACUGAAAUAAAUUAAAAACCUA